This is a messenger RNA of Artibeus jamaicensis (Jamaican fruit-eating bat), 910 nucleotides long. RefSeq names its product LY6/PLAUR domain containing 1 (gene LYPD1). Lineage: Eukaryota; Metazoa; Chordata; Mammalia; Chiroptera; Phyllostomidae. Gene Ontology annotation, biological process: acetylcholine receptor signaling pathway. Bases 470 to 910 code for a protein of 146 amino acids. The record is from RefSeq and is a predicted model, not a curated record. The transcript has 3 exons. Gene Ontology annotation, molecular function: acetylcholine receptor inhibitor activity.
CGGAAAACUACGCUCUCCGUCUGCCCCUGAGCUCCCUGUCCUAGGGACUGGAAGAGACGGGAGAAGAGGGCGAUAGAAACGGGGUGGGGACGUGGAAAGACAGUCCUAGCCAUCCCCGCCCGCCACCCCCACCCCAACUCGGCAGCAGUCACGUGGUGCCUGGAGUGGGAGGUGGGUAGAAGAGGCGAGACUUUUGGGGUGCUCUGGAUCGCCAGCAGUUUUUUCAGUCUCAGCCGACUACUCUGGAGACGCGGCGCUCCGCCUGGGAGAGCAAUUGAGAGGUACAGCUACCCGCAGUCGGGAGCCCCAGCGCGGGCAAUGCGGGCGCCACUGGCGGCACCUGCGGCUCCUCUCGGCUGCGACGGUCGCCUUAGCGGCAGCAGCGCGGGCCACGGAAGCCUCAGCAGCCACAGCCGCUGCGGCCCGGGCAGCGGUCGCUGCCUCUGAGGCACUUGCCCGCUCCCGGCCCAUGGGCUCCGGGAGGAUGUGGAUCCUCGGCAUCGCAGCAACAUUUUGCGGAUUGUUCUCGCUUCAAGGCUUUGCGCUGCAAAUCCAGUGUUACCAGUGUGAAGAAUUCCAGUUGAACAACGACUGCUCCUCCCCGGAAUUCAUCGUGAAUUGCACGGUGAACGUUCAGGACAUGUGUCAGAAAGAAGUGAUGGAGCAAAGUGCGGGGAUCAUGUAUCGCAAGUCCUGUGCAUCAUCAGCCGCCUGUCUCAUCGCCUCUGCUGGGUACCAGUCCUUCUGCUCCCCAGGAAAACUGAACUCGGUGUGCAUCAGCUGCUGUAACACCCCUCUGUGCAAUGGGCCCCGGCCCAAGAAAAGGAGCAGCUCUGCUUCAGUGCUCCAGCCAUGGCUACCCACCACCUUCCUGUUCUUCAAAUUAGCCCUCUUCUUGGCGUACUGCUGA